Molecule: messenger RNA, 1226 nt
Organism: Erpetoichthys calabaricus (reedfish)
Lineage: Eukaryota; Metazoa; Chordata; Cladistia; Polypteriformes; Polypteridae
Product: E3 ubiquitin/ISG15 ligase TRIM25-like
Exons: 3
Coding region: 386-1018 (210 amino acids)
Molecular function (GO): zinc ion binding
Source: RefSeq, a predicted model, not a curated record
UCAUUAUUGAUAAGCAGGAGAUAAGAACUUAUUAUGGGAUGGAUAAUUUGAUUAAUAAAGAGGACUAAUGUGGAGUCUGAUGUGGACUUCAGUGUGUAAUAAAUGAAUAAGAAAUACUGACGUGAAUGACACUUUAGCAGACCCCCUGUGACAGGUCAUCUCUUCUGUCACUUGGUGGUCUUCACUCUCUGAGCUCCUGUCUCACAUUAACUGUUCACCCUCAGUGUCUCCUCAGAUGUUCUCUCUGUCAGCUCUCAGCUUUCUCUUUAAAUCUCCUCCUCCUCCUCCUCCUCACUGAGCUCAGACAAACUUUCACUUUCGUUUCUUCACAAGUCACUUCCUUGUUCCUCUGACUGAUUCUCUCUGCCUGCCUCUCCUCAGACUGAUGAUGGCUGAAGCCCAGCUGUGUGUGUCACAGGACGAGUUCACCUGCUUGGUGUGUCUGGACACCCUGACUGACCCCGUCGCUAUCCCCUGUGGUCACAGUUUCUGUCUGAAGUGCCUCACGGACUGCUGGGAUCAGAGCCAAGAGUGCAGCUGUCCUCAGUGCAGACACACCUUCACCACCAGGCCUGAGUUGAAAAGAAACACUCUGCUGAAUGAAGUCAUCAAGAAAUUAAAGAAGACAACUCUCAGUUCUCCUCCUCCUCAGAAUUAUGCUGGCCCUGGAGACAUGGAGUGUGACUUCUGUACUGGUAAGAAGUUCAGAGCGGUGAAGUCCUGUCUCACCUGCCCGGCCUCCUACUGUCAGACUCACCUGCAGCCUCACUAUGAAGGAAACGCCCUGAAGCACCACAAGCUGGUUGAUCCUGAUAGAAAUCUGAAGGAGAAACUCUGUGAGAAACAUCAGAAAAGUCUGGAGAUAUUCUGUAAAACUGAUGAUUCCUGUAUCUGCAUGACGUGUGUGGUGACUGGACAUAAAAAUCAUGAAAUGGUCGAGCUGGAGACAGAAAGAGAUGAAAAGCAGGGUAUCUGGAGUGGGGGGCUCUCAAAAACAUGGCCUGUUAAAGCCCACUGAGUCACUCCUUGGGUGAUUUGUGGAUAUUCAAGAAAAGAGAAAUUGUGUUCUUUCCAGUGUGAGGUGAGCAGAGUGAAGAGUAAAGCAGACAGGCCUGUUCCUUGUGCUGCUCCAGUGUUGCUCACACAGUCCUUGAGUCUGCCUGACAGAUAGUCCAUCAUCAGGACACCACAGGCUCACCCACCUGCAUAUCUCUGAGCUGACCCCU